This is a messenger RNA of Cuscuta europaea, 1380 nucleotides long. The record is from the annotation of a GenBank genome assembly. Lineage: Eukaryota; Viridiplantae; Streptophyta; Magnoliopsida; Solanales; Convolvulaceae.
CAAAACAAGGACACCCCAUACCUCACCUCACCCCCACCCCAUAUUUCCAGAGUGGGAGUAUAAGAGUUCAUCUCCACCAAUUAGAGUGUCUGAGAAGAAGAACCCAGCAGGCCCCAACAAAUCAUGGUGUGUUUCCUGUCAUGUCUGGGUAUCACAAACAAACACAAACGCCGCAAGUCCAGCAAGAAAAUCCAACCAACAUUCAACAAGGUAGCUGGGAAGUACACGCCUCUAGACUGUAGAAUACCAGAUGAACCACAUUCACAAACCAGGUAUGUGCAAUAUUAAGAUUUGGGUCCUUCUCACUUCUCAGUACAUCACUCUUUUCUUUCUUUCCCGAUAUUGCUGAACUUAUACUGGUUUAAGUCAUCCCACAAAUACAAGAUUUUGAUGAGUUUACUUUGGGAAGAAAUCCUAAAUCUGAAUAUAAAGUUUCUUGAUUCUUGGUGUUAGCUUCAUCUUCAAAAUGCUGAUGUAGCAAUUUAGUAAAUAAAAAUGUGUGCUUUAUGCGGGUUAAGCAGGAAUGCAAGGAAAGACUCCCGGACUCUUAAGGUCAAGAAAAAAGUGAGCUUUAAUUUGAAUGUCCAGAUCUAUGAGCCUUUGCGGCAAGAGUCGAUUGAUUAUGAUUUUUCAUCGGUCGGCCAAGAGAAGCUGAAUUCGGAGUACCCUUCAGAUUAUAGGUACUAUAGUUGCAGGGAUAGUUUUGAUGAUGAUGAUGAUGACAUAAGGCUCGAUGAAAGUGAUCUUGAAGAAGAAGAAGAAGAAGAAGAAGAAGAAGAAGAAGAAGAAAUUGAUGACAAGGAUGAUGAUGGUUUUGGUAAUGAGAAUGGGUUGAUAUUAGGCCAAGGAGAUAAUGGCAGAAAUAGAAGUAGUGAGUAUUUGGAUUGUGUGCUAAAACCAGUCGAAAACCUCACACAGUGGAAAGCAGUGAAGGGAAUCAGUUUGAAAAAGAACCAGAAGGAGAAUAUUAGAGGAAGAAAUGAAGAAGGUGAAAAGCCUUCAAUUGCAAAGCCAGAUUCAGAUCCUUUGGCAUACAAAAAACAACAAAACAAGAGGACAUCACUUCAGGUCGAUGCUAGUCUCUCAAACUGGUUGAUAUCAGCAGAAAAUAGACCACUGCCUUCCUAGCUGUUUUCUUUGUGGGUAUCCUUCUCUCUUUGUUUAUGCAAUUUUUGUAACUCAUUUAUUGAUUCGUUAUGUAACUUAUGUUGUAUUAUUUUCUCUUUUUUCUUCACUCAUUUAUUGAUUCAUUAUGUAACUUAUGUUGUAAACUUGUAAUCCAUCUACCAAAUUCACGUGUGAUAUUGUAAUAUGUACUGUUUAUAUUUGUCUUUUUUCUAAUUGUGAUAUGCACCUUUUAAUUGUAAUAUUACAUUGUAA